Messenger RNA from Toxorhynchites rutilus septentrionalis, 2595 nucleotides. RefSeq names its product transcription factor grauzone-like. The record is from RefSeq and is a predicted model, not a curated record. Gene Ontology annotation, biological process: regulation of transcription by RNA polymerase II. Lineage: Eukaryota; Metazoa; Arthropoda; Insecta; Diptera; Culicidae. Gene Ontology annotation, cellular component: nucleus. Gene Ontology annotation, molecular function: zinc ion binding; DNA-binding transcription factor activity, RNA polymerase II-specific; RNA polymerase II transcription regulatory region sequence-specific DNA binding. The coding region runs from base 274 to 2541 and encodes 755 amino acids. The transcript is spliced from 5 exons.
CGCAACCAAUUAGGCUACGAAGACCCCCUAAAAGUAUUUUUUUCAAUACAAAAUACAAUAAAAUUUAUUCGAUACAAAAUAGGGUAAAUCCUGCCAAACGAACAAUCCUAAUUUGUUGUGUACAAGCUGUUGCGUCAAAACAAACAAACUGUCACGAGCGUGCUCUCGUUUUUACUCAUAAUCUGGAAAAUAACAACAAUCCAAUCCUGGACAAUGAUCGAAACUAGAUAAUCACCAUAAUUUUCUUCAAAUUGCCACCCAUUCGGACGAGUGAUGUCCACAACCGAGCUGGAGAGCUGCUUCACCUGUCUUCGACGGACCGAUAACUUCCUCUGCAUUGCCGAGAGGGACGACUUAAGCGGAGAAAAUGUCGAAGCAGUCUUCGCGAAGCAUUUUUGGUUUUCCAGAGAUGAAUAUCGGGGUCGGUCGGUGUGUACCAGUUGCUGGGAAAAGAUCGAUGAAUUUCACAAAUUCUACUGCGAGGUGGAGCUGUUUCACAAUCGUGGCGUGCUGAUGAACAUUAAAGUCGAAACGCUUGACGAUUGCGCCAAGGAAUACGAAGUGCUGAAAACAGAGAGUGAUGAUAGUAGACGAAACGAACAAAUAGUUGAUAACACGGAAAUACCGGAGGGAAGUCACCAAAACGCUCCGGUAUUCGUAGAACCCAUCUGCGAACUGGAUCUGAAACAUGAAUCCUCUCAUAACGCUAGAAACAUGGACGUAGAACGUGUGAAAACUGACGAAGAAAGUGAAAACGAUCCUUGCGACACGGAAGUUGAUGAUAUCGACGUCGAUGAGAUAGAAGAUUUGAAGCCGACCGAUCGAACAGGAAUUAAAGUACCGAGCGACGAUGAGUCAGGUUCUGAUGUACCGUUAGCAAGGCGGUUGGCGGCCCGCAGGAAGAGAAGGGUUGCCACUAGGAGAAAAAUAGCGGGACCAAGGUGUCGGAAAGAGAAGUCUGAUAACGAUGAGCUGAAUGAGUUUAUUCGUCAGCGCAUGGAUAUUACCUGUCAUAAAUGUGCCGAAGAGGGUAACAAACCAGAGGGCGGCGAAAUCUUUGAGUCGUUCUAUCGACUAAGAGAGCACUUUCGUAGGGUGCACCACAGACCGAACGGGUACGUGUUCUGUUGCAAUAAGAAGUGGUCCACGAAGACUGGACUGGCGGAGCAUCUCAAUAACCACGAACCGUUGAAAAGUGAUCGUGGUCGGUGUGUGGAGUGUAACUGCAUUUUCAAGGAUAAGAGCAGCUAUGCGAAUCAUAUGUUUCUGGUCCACACGCCGGAGGAUCAGAAGCAAUUUAAGUGCGAUCGAUGUGCGAAGGCAUUUGCAGCCGAGGAUCUGCUCAGCAGUCACACCAAGUGGCAUGAAGAGGUGGAGAAAAAAAAUCACUAUUGUGCUCUGUGCAAUAAAUAUUUCAUGAGCGCGCGAAAUUUGGAAAACCACAAUCUGAAUCACCACAAUUUCGGGGAGAUGUCCGCCACAGGGCAAGAUAAUGUUGUCGAGCAGAGGGGUGCGGAAUGGAUGGAGCAAACGGUGGAGAUUCCGACCAAUCGCACUUCGCCAGCAAAAAUGAAACGACCCGUAGACGAUGCCGCGAAGCAGGAUGAGCUGAUUCGGAAGUUCAUCACGCUGAACUGCUCCAAGUGCGACUUUGUGGGACAAACGUUUAACAAGUUAGCUUACCACGCACUGAAGGUGCACAAAAUGAACUCCCAUUCGGUGGUUUGCUGUGAUCGGCGCUUUGGCAAGCGUCAUCGAUUGUACGAGCACUGUUUGAGGCACUUAAAUCCGGAUCACUUCAAGUGUGAGAUUUGUGGGAAGACUUAUGCCGACAGCGCGGGUUUGCAGAUUCACAACUGGUGGAUUCACACUCCGGUAUCGGAACGGCCCUUCAAAUGUGACAUUUGUGGUGCCGCCUUCGUGAAGGACUAUUUGCUCAAGCAGCACACAAACUGGCACGUGAACAAGGAACGCAAAACUCAUUUCUGUGAGCUUUGCAACAAGGCAUUCUGCAAUUCGAUCCAGCUGAAGGCGCAUCAUCAGAAGAAGCACGGAGCCGUGUGUGAUUGGGUGUGUGACAUUUGCGCUAAGGGUUUCGUCCACCGGGCGCUGCUUGAGGAGCAUCGGUUGACUCACACGGAGGAAGGCCUAGCCAGUUUGAAGAUACAGUGUGAGAAGUGUCAGAAAUGGUUAAUCAACAAGAAAAGUUACUUGAGGCAUAAACGACGCUGCUACGAUACCAACGGACCGGUGAAGUGCGAUAUUUGCGGUAAAGAAUCGGUAAACGAGGCUGCCCUGAUGGGUCAUAAGAACUUCCACCAUUCCAAUCGGCCCAUGUUCACUUGUGCUUACUGUGGAAAGGAGUUUAAAACACAACUGAGGUUGAAGGAACACGAAGCUACCCAUACCGGUGUGGUGCUGUACCAGUGUCCGUACUGUCCCAGAACUUCCAAUUCGAGCUCGAAUAUGUAUACCCAUAAGAAGUCAGCUCAUCCAGAGAAGUGGGCAGAGGAGGUCGCAUCGCGUUAUUAUACACGAUGAAAUUAAUGUAGUAAAGUAAUUGAAUGCUAGUUGUGGAUUAAUAAAUAUUUAUAA